This is a messenger RNA of Penicillium mononematosum, 957 nucleotides long. RefSeq names its product putative short-chain dehydrogenase/reductase family protein. The transcript has a single exon. Bases 1 to 957 code for a protein of 318 amino acids. The record is from RefSeq and is a predicted model, not a curated record. Lineage: Eukaryota; Fungi; Ascomycota; Eurotiomycetes; Eurotiales; Aspergillaceae.
AUGGGGUUCUUUUACUCACAAUUUCUUGUGACUCCCCAAUAUCCAACACAGUCUUUCGCCGACCAGACGGCGCUCGUCACCGGCGCCAAUGUCGGCUUAGGGCUAGAGGCUGCACGUCACAUCACGCGACUUGGUGCAGCACGAGUGAUCCUUGCUGUUCGAAAUGUGGCUGCAGGAAAAGCAGCAAAAGAGGACAUUGAAAAGUCCACAGGCCGUCUAGGCGUCUGUGAAGUGUGGGAGGUCGACCUAACCUCCAACGCCUCGGUCCUUGCAUUUAGCGAGCGUGUCUCACAGCUCCCCAAGCUCGAAGUAGCCAUACUAAAUGCAGCAAUUGCCACAGAGCAGUUUGGUAUUGCCGAGGGCUAUGAGCGAACUCUCACUGUCAAUGUCAUCAACACCCUAUUCCUCGGCCUCCUCAUCCUGCCAACCAUGAAGGCCACACGGCAAAAGGACCCAUCGCGCACGCCCCGACUUACCUUCGUAGUGAGUGAGGUGCACGGAUGGGUGAAUUUCACAGAAUGGAAGGAAGCCCAACCAAUGAAGUUCGUCAGCGACCAAACAAAUGCGAAAAUGCACGAGCGGUACCCAUUAUCGAAGCUGCUCCAGGUACUGCUUGUACAGGAACUAGCGGGCCGAGUGCCUGGAUCACAGGUGGUCAUCAACAUGCUCAACCCUGGUUUCUGCCAUUCACAAUUAACACGAGAGGCUGGGUGGAAGUACACACUGAUGAAAGUGCUAUUGGCGCGAUCCACUGAGGUUGGAUCUCGAACGCUUGUGGCGGGUGCUACGGCUGGACUCGAAAGCCAUGGUGCAUAUAUGACCGAUGGACAUGUGGAGAGCACUGCACUUUCACCUUUUGUGCGGAGUGACGAGGGGCGCCAAGCGCGUGAGAAACUGUGGGCUGAGCUGUCGUCGAUCCUUGAGGGUGUUCGCCCUGGGGUUAUGCAGAACGUCUGA